Molecule: messenger RNA, 789 nt
Organism: Clonostachys rhizophaga
Lineage: Eukaryota; Fungi; Ascomycota; Sordariomycetes; Hypocreales; Bionectriaceae
Source: the annotation of a GenBank genome assembly
AUGUCGGGCGCCGCGGAUCGUGAGCCCGUCUUCCCGACCCGGCAAUCGCUGGGUAUCAUGAAGGCGAAGCUCAAGGGAGCCGAGACUGGUCAUAGCUUGCUCAAGAGAAAGAGUGAAGCCCUGACAAAGUAUGUUUCCCUGUCUACGCUGCGAAUCGAUGAAGCGAAGCGCAAGAUGGGACGUGUUAUGCAGAUUGCCGCUUUCUCCCUCGCCGAAGUAACGUACGCCGUUGGAGGAGACAUUGGCUACCAGGUGCAGGAGUCAGCCAAGUCUGCCCGUUUCAGGAUCCGAACGAAGCAAGACAACGUUUCGGGUGUCCUACUUCCGGCAUACGAGAGCUACCUGACGGAAGGCAACAACGAUUUCGGGCUGACUGGUCUCGGCAAGGGAGGUCAGCAAGUCCAGCGAGCAAGAGAGACUUAUGCUCGUGCAGUGGAAGCGCUCGUCGAGUUGGCGAGCCUGCAAACUGCCUUCGUUAUCCUCGAUGAGGUGAUCAAGGUCGUCAACAGGCGAGUCAAUGCGAUUGAGCACGUCAUUAUUCCUCGCACAGAGAAUACCAUCAAGUAUAUCAACUCAGAGCUUGACGAGCUUGACCGUGAGGAGUUCUACAGGUUGAAGAAGGUCGCGAACAAGAAGCAGCGGGAUGUUGCUGCACAAGAUGCAGAGAUGAAGGCAAGAAGAGAGAAACAGGCCGCAGAGAAAGGUGCCGCAGCAGCAGCAGCAGAUGACAAGGCUGUAGGCUCUGCCGAUUUGCUGGCUGCGGAAGACGAUGACGAUGUUAUUUUUUAA